Hemiscyllium ocellatum (epaulette shark) is the source of this 3039-nucleotide messenger RNA. It is a transcript of the gene tagapb, whose product is annotated as T cell activation RhoGTPase activating protein b. Gene Ontology annotation, biological process: regulation of Rho protein signal transduction; signal transduction. Bases 156 to 2612 code for a protein of 818 amino acids. The transcript is spliced from 11 exons. The record is from RefSeq and is a predicted model, not a curated record. Gene Ontology annotation, molecular function: GTPase activator activity. NCBI's taxonomy places the organism in Eukaryota, Metazoa, Chordata, Chondrichthyes, Orectolobiformes, Hemiscylliidae.
AGUCUUCGUACUUGCUUGUUGGAUUACCAGCUUUAACGUGGCUUUUACUUUAAAUGCUGUUCAUAUGCAGUAAGGGCAUGGAAGUUGGCACAAUUUUCUUCAUAGAAAUAUAAGAACAGAACGAACAGGCUAGCUUUACAUCACCAGCAAUACUAAUGAAGUUUUUAAGUAACUCUGGUUUGUCUAAAACACUAACUAUGAGUAGUAUGGAAGAAGCCAGCGAGACAGUGAAGAGAGUGGAACAAGAACCUGUUGAGAUAAGACAUGAUCAGAACAAUGGAAUGGUGCUACCAAAGAGUGAGGACUUGUCAAAUUCCCUGAUUGGUAAUGAAUGCCCUUUUGCAACUAAAAUGAAUCAACUCCACAUACCAGCCAAACAGCAAGCAAAAUGUGAUAUGUCAACUCUCAAGUCAGGAAGAAAGCCUUCAAAACCAUCAGAGAAACACCGACGUCAAAUUCAAUCAAGUUCAAUUGAAUUACAGGCUGGCUUGAAGCAGAACAAGAAAACCAAACUUAAAAUCCCUUGGUCUUCCCGCAAAAACUCAACACAAAGUGAAUCCAUAUCUUCACACGAUGAAGGCCUCUUUGAUCGGGAUCUUAAAGAUAUUUGUGAUCAUGAUGAGAUGAUUGCAAAGCCAAUUCUUAACAUCCUGACUGUGCUGUUCAAGAAAGGGCCCUCAUUUGUUGGAAUAUUUCGGAAGUCUGCAAAUGCCAAAGCUUGCAAGGAAUUAAUUGAUAAACUAAACACGGCAAAUGAUGUCACCCUGGAGGAGUUGCCCGUUGUUCAGCUGGCUGUUGUUUUCAAGGAAUUCCUACGUCGUAUUCCAGAUAGCUUGUUGACGACAGCACUGUAUGACAGCUGGAUGGCAGCCAUGGAAAAGGAAGAUAUUAAUGAAAGAACUAUGAAGCUAAAACAGCUUCUGAUGGAACUUCCAAGCCACAACACUAUUUUGCUUCGCUAUUUUUUUUGUGUGCUGUAUUCUAUCAACAAACAUUCAGAAGUGAACAAGAUGAAUGCACACAAUCUUGCCAUCUGCAUUGGCCCAAAUAUGCUCUGGCCAAACAAACCUGUGACUGCUGAAUUACAGAAAGAAGUCCUUGCAAGGGUUGUGGAUCUGAUGCAGUUUCUCAUUGAGAACUGUUGUCUAAUACUUGGGGAUGAUAUAACCACACUUCUUGGUGAACCAGUGCUAGAGCUACCAGAAUGCAGUGAUAAAGCAGACAUGUUAUCUUCUCAACAAAAUGACUCUGCUUAUGAUAGCACUGACCAGGAUGACUGGAAAGAUGGAUGGAAUGAGAAAAGACGACGUGCAAGCUCAAGCAGUUACCAACUUUUGAGGAGCAAUGAAGAACUGAGAAUGAACGGAAAACAGAAUGGUAAAAUGGACAUUGACGCUGGAGACUGCACGACAACUUCUUGUAGCACUGAAUCAAUGGAUGCUACUGAUGGAGUACCCUUGAGAGCUGAGGCCACACCCCCGCCUGCACUCACAAUUGAACAUUAUACUGUGAGGAUAAACAGACGCUGCUCAUUACCAAUAAUAGGUUUCAACUCCAGCUCAAAAAUGAUCAACCAGCAGGAAUUAUUAGCAAGAAGCCAUGAUGAUUGCUCAAUCUCAUCUGAUGGCCUACAUUUUAAUAGGCAACAAAUGGCAAAACAGGUAUCUGCAGAAAGUUUUACAAAGUUUAGCGGCAGCAUGGCAGACAACCUUAAUGCCAGUUCACAUUCUGAGCUUUCUAUAGCCUCCUCCUCAAAGGCCUCUUCCAUUUCCUCAUUGGCUAGUUCAUAUUCAAACAUAUCAGAAAACUCUGUUUUUAUCAAUUCGCCACUCGUCUCCCCAACUUAUUGCAGUGAGGAGAAUUCCUCCUUUUCAGAGUGUCCAGAAAAACUUGAAGCAAAUUCUAUUCAGGUCCCUGAUAAUAAUGCAAAACCUAUGAAAGAAAAAGUCAAGAAACUGCUGAGAAAAACUCAAAGCUGGGACCCUGCAAGGACAUUUAACACAAACCAGAAAUCCUGCAAGGAAAAUAGCUGGAAAGAAAAAGUUCCCACUUGUGAGACAGUGCACGAAGACCAAGUCAAUCAGAGCAAUGCUGUCAGAUACAGGGCAGGCAUAAUUUCCAUUGAUGAGGUUUUUCAGCAAGUCGAUAGCAAAAGACUUUGUAACCCACCUCCAUAUCAACAAGCUGUUGAAGAAAAUAAUCCAAUUCCCCCUGAUGUUACAAGGAAAGGAAUGACUGUGAAAAACAUGAGAAGAUUGUCUCAAUUGGAAGAAGUAAAAAAACUCUAUUGUCCAGUUAUUGCUGGGCAGAAAACUAGGCCUUGUUCUUUAACAGAGGAUUUACUCUAUUCUUCGUGGCAAGAUCAUUGCACAAACCAUUUUGAUUCUUGUGCUAAGCAGGGACAACCUAAACCUGCAGAUCAGUGUAAAGAGUCACACAACAAUUUUGAAAACAAUGGGCAUCCUACAGGAUUUGAAAAGGCACAACAAUGUAGGGGGAGAGCGAUGUCUGAAUGCAUAAGAAGAAGCAAUCAUGAACAGUUAUACAGACAUUUCAGUCAAAGCCUUGAGGACUAUGAACAGAUUCAGCAUGCUAAAGAAUCUUAUGUGUAAUAUGGGCAAAAGCUACACUUUCUAUGGUAGUGUUCGAUUAAAGCACUAAUACAGUCAAAAAAGCUUUUGUCAUGUUGCAACCUGGCUAAGUUUACCCAUUGAGGUCAACGUAUGAUGUUGGGCAAGUUUUAAAAUCAGCAUUCCACUCGAUCUAGUUAAUUUCUCACCAAGUGAGUUGCCGUAAAACUGUCCCCCACUCCCUCUCUAUCUAUUACCAAUAAUUACACAGUAUUGAAAUGAAAAUCUGUGUCAUGUAAUUUCAAUAGGAAAUGGUGGAAGGGACUCAAAGUUGUUGCCAUGAGUCAUAUUUGAAGUGAUAUCACUGAGCAUUGUACAUUUUGUGUGACAUUUGAUGUAAAUAGUAUACAUAAAAUUAUCAGAUAUCUCUACAUAUGUAAAGUUCUUUGCAAAAAUGUUUAAACUUUUU